Messenger RNA from Symbiodinium necroappetens, 4266 nucleotides. Lineage: Eukaryota; Dinophyceae; Suessiales; Symbiodiniaceae. The record is from the annotation of a GenBank genome assembly.
AUGUCUCAGGAUGGGAUAGAGGUCGUGCAAGUGCCCAGGGAUGUUCAUGAUGACUUUCUGAUGUCGUAUCUGCUGCUGAGAGCUGUGGUCAAUCUCUGUGAGCGGGACACAGGCACCCCGCCGCCGGCAAAUUUAGGCAUGCUGGCCUGGAAUGACCUUUUAGCCUGGGCACAGAACAAGUUUUGCGAUGAUACAAUGAAAGUCCUCUUUGAAUAUGCAACCGCCCUAGACCGAAGCUUCGUCACCAACAGCCCUGCAGCUUUGCCGUACCCAUCAUGGGAAGAUCCGACGACCAGCAAGCCUGCGGAGCGCCUGGCACAACAUUUGCUUGAUUCUGGGGCCGGCACAUUGUGGCACUCCUCCAGGCAGGUUGUCAGAUUGCUAAAGUUGGAACUUCCGCGUCACUCUUUUGCGGCGCUUUGGAGGAAAGAGCAGAGCUGGACUGCAGGGGUUUAUGGUUGUCGCCAGUUCACAGGCCUCUGCAAGGAGACGAUGACACACCCCAAUGCUGUAAGGCUUUUGAAUGGUCUGGUCAUGCGGAUUUGCCCCUGGCACAAAUGGACCACUAUAGCGAUUUUAUACAACUACGAAACCCCGCUCCAUCGUGAUAAUCACAAUGGUCCUGACCCGAGCCUGGUGUUCUCGCUCUCUUUGCAUGAACAAGGGGAGAUCUGGAUCGAAGAUUCCUCGGGCACUCACAUGAUUGAGAGUGAUGCUGGUUGGCUGAGAGGUGCUUCCUUUUCGCUGCAGUUACAAGCCAUUCGCUUCCUUGCACAUCGUCGUCAUCACCUCACCUGUGCAUGGUCGGAGAUGGAUCGUGUAGUCCUCUCUGCCUACACUGUCAACAGAUGGGAAUGCAUCUCCAGCUCAAUCCAGGUCAUGGCCGUCUGCAGCACAGCGGGCUGUGGAAGGUUGGCUGCUCCCGUUGCUGUAGCAGCUGUGGAACGGGAACCCACAGUCGCAGAUGUGACAGGAGACAAGGUCCUCUCCAGCGCUGUCAUGAGGCCGACAGCGGAGGCGGCGAAGGGCCUCUGGGCGGAAGAAAAGUGGUGCAACGUUGGAGGAACGUUUGGCUUCCGCUAUCCAAUUGACUGGAAUGGCGAUGGGCUUCUUGACUUGAUCCAUGCAGAGACCAAUUUUUCUUCCGAUCCCUCGUCUGAUCAGACAUUGAGCAAGAGCACCGCAACUCUUCGCUAUUUUCGCCGCCAAGAUGAUGGGAGUUUGGCUCGAGAGGUUGGUCCCUCCUCUCCUGAUGGCUUGCAAGUCCCAGCCGGCUUCGUUGACUUUGUGGAUUGGGACGGAACAGGAGUCGGAGUGAUGUGCUGCCAUAACAAAAAUGAAAGUUACCGAUUGGUUUGGCUUCCAAGGCAGCGACUGCAUGAAGGUAAGACCUGUGGUGAUGCAGGGGAUGAGCUCAUCGAUUUUGGUCCGGAGGAUUCCGGGACCCACUCCUACGUUCCAGGGUACAACACCUGUCAAGCUCCUAGGGCCGUUGACUUCGACGCUGAUGGUGACAUAGACUUGAUCUUGGCCGUUUCUGGUGCUGUUUACCUCUUAGAACGUUUAGAUUCAGGGGAUCUUGCUCCAAAGAGGCUGCUGGCUGAAGCCUCUCCCACCGCUCGAUACACUUCAGCGGAGUUUGCAGACUGGGAUGGAGAUGGAAGGCUCGACUUAGUUAUCAGCACAGACGUAGAGAACACCCACUUCAAGGGCUUGGAAAGUGGCCGGUUCCAACCUUUGUCUGGCUCUGACAGCCCGCCACCACUACGCGAAGGUUUUCUUGGUGGUCUCUUUGCAGUCGUGCGAAUCAGUGAUUGGGAUGGUGAUGGACAUGCAGAUAUCCUCAGUUGCGCGCGAGCUUCUAAAUACCCAGCCGACACUUGUCAAUUGUAUCUGAGGGAUGUGCAAGCGAUCGGGUCUGACAGUCUGAAUCCUUUUGCCUCAUUGCCGAUCAUAGUCCACGGCUCCAGUUUUUUCAUUGUCGACUGGGAUAACGAGAAUGGGCUUGACUUUCUGGUUCAGGCAGAGGCUGACUUGAACUUCUUUGCUCGGUUGCCGAGCGGAGAGCUCUCGACAACUCCCAGACAUCUUCCGUGCCCAUGCCUCAAACAAAACGACUGGAACGGACAUGACUACAAUGUGCGAUUGAGAUUUAUCACUGAUUGGGACAUGGAUGGCCGGCUGGACUUCUUGUGUGUCCACACCAAUUGGCCGGGCCUAGAUCCUCGGUCUAAGGUCCUGUCUCUGUCCAGGCAGUUGCCAAAUGAAAGUUUUGCAGAGCCCAGUUGGCUGCUUCACUUAGACUACGAUGAUCUGGUUGACGUGGUGGACUGGGAUGGCAAUGAUGGCCUGGAUCUGGUGUUGGAAUCAGGCCGUCUAGCUCUGAGCUCCAACGGCAACUUCACAUUUGUUGAGGACCAGAAGCUGGGAAGCCUGGUUGCUGCUGCAGAUUGGAAUGAUGAUGGCUUGGUGGACUUGAUGACAUACAACCGUGAUGAAUCACGAGUCACCCCUUGGAUUAGACAAGGCAACUCAAGUCUGAUACCAUGGCCCAAAAUAGAAGUGAGGGACAUGUGCUUUAAUGUUGCUAAAUUUCGAGUCGCUGACUGGGAUGGUGAUGGACGUCAAGAUGUCAUUGUUGGAAGCAUCUGCGGUGAUCGGCUGACAACCUUGAAAGUUAAGAUGUGGUCACGAGGCUGCAUGUCCAGCGUUGCAUGCACUUUACGCGGCACGUGCCACUUGGGCAACAGCGAGUGCAUCUGCCAACGAGGAUAUGGUUCAGCUGAUUGUUCCACGUGCGAACAAGGUUUCUUCUCCGCAGCAGGGGCCUUUUUUCGGUGUGAUCCUUGUGCCGGUUCAACUGGUACUUCGGUCUGCUCUGCCAGGGGCGUUUGCAAUGACGAUGUGUUCGCUCAGAGCCGUGGGCUGGGGAGGCAGGGGAAUGGCUCCUGCUGGUGCAACGGACCCACUUUCGGUGGAGCAGAUGCGAAGGGCCUUACAACCUGCGAGUCGGGAGAAUGUGAUCCAGCUUAUGUGGAAGUUGGUGGUUUUUGCAUGCUGGACCAUUUUUACAUCCUGAAGAUCUCAUUGUUCAGUGUCAUUCUCCUGUGCCUUCUCUUGCUCCUUCCUUUCAUCCUUGGUCAAUCCAUACCAGUGGAGGAUAUCUCUCUGGAUGGUGGGGCAGUUGUGAUAACCACUGCAGUGCCCGAUUAUCUCCUGGCCAAGCCAUGGAUGAACCCCAAGGUCACUUGCAAAGGCACGUGCCAUCCGUCCUUGGAUAACAACAGUUUCUUGGCCAAAGCGGUGGAAUCUCAUCCAAACCGUUUAGUUCUCAUGACAGGCCCUGGCGAAGCCUUGAAGUUACGCGCGGAUGCUUCUAGAGGCUGGCUGCAAAUUUGCCGCUUCCGAGCUGCUUUUUGCUUCGGCUACUUCCUGCCUUUUGGCUUAUUUUGGUGGCUGCUGCUUUGUGCAGCUGUUGCCAUCUACACCAUUGACCAUAUGGAUGGGACCCACAGUGUGGCCGUGCUAGGUGCAUCUGCCUUGGUGGCGUUAGGGAAGGCAUUUUGGCACAGCUGGAUGGUUCUGACCCCUUUGGACCGCAGGAUUGUUGACUUUCAAAAGCAGAUCCAGCAUGAGAAUCCUCAGCCUUCGCGGGUGCCCCGCGGUGCCGGGCGGGCCAUUUCCAUUCAGCAUUUGCUGCAGUUCUACGAGAAGUUCCAGGUCUACAUCCGGGAUCGGAAUAUGUACUACGUGGUGGGAAAUCUCUUGCAACCAUUGACCUGCCAACGGAAACUGUCAUAUGCGGAGCUAAUUGGACCAAGAGAAGUGAUUUGGUUUGUCAGUCAUUUCUGGGGCAACACCUUUCGAGACUUGAAAGAUGCGCUUGGGCAUCACAAUUCUUGGACUGAGGCCGAUAUGAACACUUAUUGGAUUUGCUCUUUCAGCAACAACCAGUGGGCAGUUGAGGAAGAGCUUGGUGAAGAUUGUGAAACGUCCAGUUUCUUCCUGGCAAUCACGAGCCAUUCCUGCAAAGGCACCACCAUGGUCUUAGAUUCUGAUGUGAAGGCUUUGUCAAGGUCAUGGUGCUUGUUUGAAGUCUUGCAAACACGACUGGCUUCAGAAAUUUCCCAACGGACGAUGGACUACCAUGGUCUGCUGUUUUGUACUUCCUCAGGGGUACUUGGCAGCGGCUCGGGUAUGCCAGUAUCGCGUACUCCCAAGCCAUUGUUCGACCGUUUCAAGCUUUUUGGUUCAUGUGGCCCCUAG